Arabis nemorensis is the source of this 2499-nucleotide messenger RNA. NCBI's taxonomy places the organism in Eukaryota, Viridiplantae, Streptophyta, Magnoliopsida, Brassicales, Brassicaceae. The record is from the annotation of a GenBank genome assembly.
AUGGAAGCUUUUGGUGGGUUUGUAAUGGACGAACAAGCGAUUCAAGUGGAGAAUGUGUUCUUAGAUUUCCUCAAGAGUUUUCGAUUAGAUGCGAACAAGCCGGAGCUGUACUACGAAGCGGAGAUUGAAGCAAUCCGAGGCGGUGAAUCGACGAUGAUGUACAUUGAUUUCUCACAUGUAAUGGGUUUUAAUGACUCUCUUCAGAGAGCAAUCGCCGACGAGUAUCUGAGGUUUGAGCCAUAUUUGAGGAAUGCGUGUAAGAGGUUUGUGAUUGAAAUGAAUCCUUCUUUCAUUUCUGAUGAGACUCCGAACAAAGAUAUUAAUGUUUCCUUCUAUAAUCUCCCUUUCACAAAGAGGUUGAGGGAGCUAACUACUGCAGAAAUUGGGAAGUUAGUGUCGGUGACUGGUGUGGUUACUCGAACAAGUGAAGUGAGACCUGAGCUUCUUUAUGGGACUUUCAAGUGCUUAGAUUGUGGUAGUGUUAUAAAGAACGUUGAACAACAGUUUAAGUACACACAGCCUACGAUCUGUGUGAGCCCAACUUGUCUGAAUAGAGCUAAAUGGGCACUGCUUAGACAAGAGAGCAAGUUUGCCGAUUGGCAAAGAGUUAGAAUGCAGGAGACUUCUAAAGAGAUACCUGCAGGUUCUUUGCCGCGGUCUUUGGAUGUUAUUCUGCGUCAUGAGAUUGUGGAACAGGCUAGGGCAGGUGACACGGUUAUCUUUACCGGAACAGUAGUUGUUAUACCUGAUAUAUCGGCACUGGCAGCGCCAGGAGAGAGAGCAGAAUGCCGUCGAGACUCAUCACAACAGAAGAGCUCUACAGUUGGGCAUGAAGGUGUCAAAGGUCUCAAGGCUCUGGGAGUUAGAGAUCUUUCGUAUCGGCUUGCCUUUAUCGCAAACUCAGUGCAGAUUGCUGAUGGUAGUAGGAAAACUGACAUGAGGAACCGCCAAAAUGAUUCUAACGAAGAUGAUCAGCAGCAGUUCACGGGAGAAGAGUUAGAUGAAAUUCAGCAGAUGAGAAAUACUCCUGAUUACUUCAAUAAGUUAGUUGGAAGCAUGGCCCCAACCGUUUUUGGUCAUCAAGACAUCAAGCGUGCGGUUCUGCUUAUGCUCUUAGGCGGUGUGCACAAGACCACUCAUGAAGGCAUCAAUCUUAGAGGAGACAUCAAUGUUUGUAUAGUUGGGGAUCCCAGCUGUGCUAAAUCCCAAUUCCUCAAGUAUACUGCAGGCAUAGUUCCAAGAUCUGUGUAUACAUCUGGGAAGUCCUCUUCUGCAGCUGGGUUAACUGCAACUGUGGCUAAAGAACCGGAAACUGGUGAAUUCUGCAUUGAGGCUGGUGCUUUAAUGCUUGCUGACAAUGGAAUAUGUUGCAUAGACGAGUUUGACAAGAUGGAUAUCAAAGAUCAGGUUGCCAUUCAUGAAGCAAUGGAGCAGCAAACGAUAAGCAUUACAAAAGCUGGUAUACAAGCAACCUUGAAUGCCAGGACAUCAAUCCUUGCAGCAGCUAAUCCGGUUGGUGGGCGAUAUGAUAAAUCUAAACCACUUAAGUAUAACGUUAACCUUCCACCUGCCAUUCUCUCGAGGUUUGAUCUUGUGUACGUUAUGAUUGACGACCCUGAUGAGGUAACGGAUUACCACAUUGCCCAUCAUAUUGUACGAGUUCACCAGAAGCAUGAAGCAGCACUUUCUCCUGAAUUUACUACUGUACAACUCAAGCGCUACAUUGCAUAUGCAAAAACCUUGAAGCCAAAGCUAAGCCCAGAGGCAAGAAAGUUAUUGGUUGAGUCUUAUGUUGCUCUACGAAGAGGCGAUACAACUCCUGGCACAAGAGUCGCAUAUCGAAUGACAGUUAGGCAGCUGGAGGCACUGAUUAGGCUCUCAGAAGCCAUUGCUAGAAGUCAUUUGGAAAUUCUGGUAAAACCAAGUCAUGUUCUUUUGGCUGUCAGACUGUUGAAGACUUCAGUCAUCAGUGUUGAGUCAGGGGAUAUCGAUCUUUCUGAGUAUCAAGAUGCGAACGUCGACGAUAUGGAUGGCGCAGGCGCAGAUGACGCAGAAAAUCCCAGUAAUGGAGAUGAAGAUCAUCAGAAUGGUGCAGCCGAGCCAGCUUCUGCAACUGCAGAUAAUGGAGCAACAGCUCCAAAACUGGUGAUUAGUGAGGAAGAAUAUGAUAGAAUCACACAGGCCCUAGUCAUUCGCCUUAGACAACAUGAAGAAACUGUAGCAAAAGACAGUUCUGAAUUGCCUGGAAUAAGGCAGAAGGAACUGAUUCGAUGGUACAUCGACCAACAGAACGAGAAAAAGAAAUACAGCUCGCAAGAGCAAGUCAAACUCGAUAUCAAGAAACUCAGAGCCAUCAUUGAGAGUUUGGUAUGCAAAGAAGGUCAUCUUAUAGUGUUAGCGAACGAGCAAGAAGCCUCGGAAGCAGAAGAAACAAGAAAAAAGUCUUCACAAAGAGACGAGAGGAUUUUGGCCGUGGCUCCAAACUAUGUCAUCGAGUGA